Hirundo rustica (Barn swallow) is the source of this 1884-nucleotide messenger RNA. It is a transcript of the gene MOSPD1, whose product is annotated as motile sperm domain containing 1. Bases 200 to 853 code for a protein of 217 amino acids. The record is from RefSeq and is a predicted model, not a curated record. Gene Ontology annotation, cellular component: cytoplasm. Lineage: Eukaryota; Metazoa; Chordata; Aves; Passeriformes; Hirundinidae. The transcript has 6 exons.
GGCGGCGGCCGGUCGGUCCCAGCAGCCCCAGCGCUGCCCGCAGUGACGGGCGGACAAAGGGGCGCCGCGCCAGCCCGCACCAGCGGCCCCGGGCGGAAUUGCCAAAAUGCUUUGGAAUUCUUAAACGAUUUAAAAACUGAAGUCUCUGAGGAUACAAAGUCAUAAGAACACAAGAAGCAGCAAGGAGGAUUCAGUGCCAAUGCAGCAACAAAAAAGACAGCCAGAGUUAGUGGAAGGAAAUCUUCCUGUUUUUGUUUUUCCUACAGAACUUAUAUUUUAUGCAGAUGACCAGUCAACACACAAGCAGGUGUUGACUCUAUAUAACCCCUAUGAGUUUGCCUUAAAAUUCAAAGUUCUUUGUACAACUCCAAAUAAAUAUGCGGUGGUGGAUGCUACUGGUGCAGUGAAGCCUCAGUGCUGUGUUGACAUUGUGAUUCGUCACAGAGACGUUCGAGCUGCUUACUAUGGUGUCAUAGAUAAAUUCCGUCUCCAAGUGUCUGAGCAGAGCCAGAGGAAAGCAUUAGGGAAAAAGGAAAUUAUUGCCACUCUGCUUCCAUCUGCAAAGGAACAACAACAACAAAAGGAAGAGGAGGAAAAACGAAUAAAAGAACACCUGACUGAAAGUGUCUUUUUUGAGCAGACUUUGUGUCAACCAGGUAAAAACAGAACUGCCUCGUCGGGACCUAGUUUACUCACAGUCUUCCUUGGGGUGGUGUGUGUUGCAGCACUAAUGCUGCCUACGUUGGGGGAAAUGGAAUCCCUGGUGCCUCUCUACCUCCACUUAAGUGUGAAUCAAAAGUUAGUAGCUGCUUAUGUUUUAGGUCUCAUCACCAUGGUUAUUUUGAGAACAUGAGCAAUGAGUUCAUAGGAUGUCAAACACCUUACUGUAUAUUCACAUCAUGAAUGUGGACUGCCUUUUACUCCCAUUUGGCUCAUUAAGAUGCUAGCAAAACUGUUCAGUGAUUUAAGAUACCUUCAGAAGUGUAAUAUAUUUUAACUGUGUAUAAUAAAUGAAAGACUCAAAGCACUUUGUGGUGCUUCUGUAACAGACAGCUAUGAAAUGUUCAGUGAUACCUGUGAAAAUAAUUUGAAAAAACUUUUAUAUCUAUGCCUACUGUAAAAAAUCCUUAUUAAAACAACAUUUGUUAUUUUUAGUCUAUGUUCACAUCAGUGCGUGAUCACUAUAAAAGCAAACUGUCUUCUGUAAAAAUGCUCAUUUGGUUUGUGGUUGUACCUGCCAAGGCUGGCACAUAACACUUCUGUAUUUACAUACCAGAGGGGUGAGAGUCGUGACUGAUCAUUGAGGAAAAUGAAAAAUUCCAUCAGUGGAACUAUGAAAUAAACCAUGAAUUUUAGGUAAAGAAGUAAUUCUCAAAUUUCUUACUUCAUCAUUACCAAUAUAUCGUUGAGUGCUCCUUUUCUUACCUGGGGAAAUAAUUUGUUGCAACAGCCAUUUUGUACCACAGUUAUUAGACAAUAAAAGCAAGUUCUGUAAUCAGAUCCCUUCAUUUCUUAGGGAUGCAUGGAAGUGGCAUUUACAGAAGCUGAACUCGUACUAACACAAAAUAUACAUUUUGUUCUAUUUUAGAGACCAAACUAAGUGAAAUAGCAAAAGCAUUUCUCUACAUCCCUUCCCUCACAGCUACCAUAGAGACUUUUCUAUCAGAAACUCCUGCUUAAAUGCCAGUUUCAUAUUUGAGGUGAACAUUAAUCUUGUUUCAUACAACAAGUAUUUCCCUUCAUUUGACAUUUCAUUGUCAAGAUGUUAAUUCUAAAAGGGCAGCUAUUACUGCACUGGAUCACUGGAUUCAUACAGACAAAUCUUUAAUUGUAAGAAGUCUAUAGAGUAUGCUCUGAUAUGAAUAAUAAAAUUUGGAAAUCAAA